This is a messenger RNA of Trichoplax adhaerens, 1050 nucleotides long. RefSeq lists its product as uncharacterized. The record is from RefSeq and is a predicted model, not a curated record. Bases 1 to 1050 code for a protein of 349 amino acids. The transcript has 11 exons. Gene Ontology annotation, cellular component: cytosol. Gene Ontology annotation, biological process: protein folding; positive regulation of ATP-dependent activity. Gene Ontology annotation, molecular function: ATPase activator activity; protein-folding chaperone binding. NCBI's taxonomy places the organism in Eukaryota, Metazoa, Placozoa, Uniplacotomia, Trichoplacea, Trichoplacidae.
AUGGCGAAGUGGGGACAGGGUGAUCCGAGGUGGAUAGUUGAAGAAAGAGAUGAUGCAACUAAUGUGAACAACUGGCAUUGGAGUGAGAAAGAUGCCUCUAAAUGGUCAAAAGGAAUAUUUGAGGAACUAUUUUUAGACUUAAAAUUUGAAACCGUAGAAGGUAACUGUAUUACGACGAAGAUUCUCAGUGCUGAUGGCGAUGCUACCGUUAGUAACCGUAAAGCAAAACUUAUUACUCUCUAUGAUUGGCAAUUGAAAAUCGAAUGGAAAGGAAAACUUAAAGAUGAUGACGAUGAAAUUAAUGGAAAAAUUUCCAUCGACAAUUUUGGUGAAGAGUACGACGUAGACGAAAUUGAUAUAACGGUAACCACCCAAACAAGAGACGAGGCAUCCAAGACACUACGAAACAUCGUAGAGAAAUAUGGAAUCGUGAUGAUAAGAGAAAAAAUUCGUGAAUACAUUAAAAAGCUGAAAGAAGAAUUCUCUCGAGGACUAAUACUUCCAACGUCUGGAAAAUCUGGCUCUUCUAGCAAGACUAGUCCAUCUCAUAAGCCAUCUUCUGCAAGUUCAUCAAAUAAGACCUCAUCGAAGCCUAAGGAUAGUACAUCAACUGGAAGCGAUACGAGUUCAUCCAAAGAUAAGAUUGACACAAUGAAAUUAACAAUGAAGGAUGAAUUUAAAACAACUGCGGAAGAAUUAUUUAUGACCCUAAUAACUGAACAAAGAGUUUCCGCCUUUAUGCGCAGUGAGUCAAUGGUUGAUUCUAAGGAAGGUGGUACAUUUUCUCUACUAGAUGGAAAUAUAACUGGCAAAUUCCUAGAACUGACUCCUCAUUCGAAAAUUGUACAGACAUGGCGUUUUAAGUCUUGGCCUGAAGGACAUUUCUCUAAAGUUACUAUUAGCAUUACUCAGGAAGACGAUUGUACAAAAUUAAAUUUGGUUCAAUCAGGUAUACCAGCAACCGAUAUCGAUCGAACAAGAGAGGGAUGGAAAAGGUAUUACUGGCAAAGUAUGAAAGAUACAUUCGGUUACGGAUCUAGAAUUUAUUAA